Molecule: messenger RNA, 820 nt
Organism: Temnothorax curvispinosus
Lineage: Eukaryota; Metazoa; Arthropoda; Insecta; Hymenoptera; Formicidae
Product: tetratricopeptide repeat protein 7B-like
Exons: 4
Coding region: 255-593 (112 amino acids)
Biological process (GO): phosphatidylinositol phosphate biosynthetic process; protein localization to plasma membrane
Cellular component (GO): plasma membrane
Molecular function (GO): protein binding
Source: RefSeq, a predicted model, not a curated record
ACGAAAGACAAUAAUUUCCGAUAGGUUCCCUGCAUGCGCAAUCAUUAGCCGCUUCGAGAGUCGAACAAGCCCUUUCCGAGGUCGCCUCGUCAAUUAGCUCGUUCACACCGAAGCCAGGGCCGCAGAGAGCAUGGCUGCUGCAAUUGCAGAUCUGGCUCCUGCUCACCGAGGUUUUCCUUAUCCUGGACCAACCAAACGGCGCCGUUCUGUCCCUCCAAGAGGCCACCAAUAUCUUCCCGUUGAGUCAUCACAUUAUGUAUACGCGUGGCCUUCUGCACGAGUACAAGUUGGAGUAUACGGAAGCGAAACAAUGCUACCAAAAUGCUGUUUCAAUUAAUCCUUCGCACAUAAAAAGUCUACAACACCUGGGUCUUGUCUAUCACUAUUUGGGUAGUCAGAGACUGGCUGAGAAAACCUUGAGGGAUGCCGCGAAAAUCGAUCCAAAUUCUCAUCAAACUUGGUACAAUUUGGGAAUGGUGUUGGAAUCGUUGGGCGAAGUGGAGGCUGCCAGCGAUUGUAUGGCAACGGCGUUGGAGGUCGAGACGACGAAUCCCAUUUUACCGAUUCUAUCGAUACCGGUGACCUUUGAGUGAUUCAGUCUCUUAGGGAGAUUCGACGAAAUCACGAUUUACUUUUACCCUGUAUGUUCGUAUUUCCGCGGGCAUUUCCUCGCCUUCCCGUCAAUAGUACCUGGACACAUUGUACUAUUGUAUAAACUCAUUGUUAAAAGAAAAGAAGAAAAAAAAAGAGAUACUUUAAUUGUACAAAAUAGUUACAAUCGAUGUAAUAAAUUCGAAUAAAAGUCUUACCUCUAAAACAA